This is a messenger RNA of Truncatella angustata, 1438 nucleotides long. RefSeq lists its product as uncharacterized. NCBI's taxonomy places the organism in Eukaryota, Fungi, Ascomycota, Sordariomycetes, Amphisphaeriales, Sporocadaceae. The transcript has a single exon. The record is from RefSeq and is a predicted model, not a curated record. Bases 296 to 952 code for a protein of 218 amino acids.
UCGUAUAGUGCUGGCCGAGGAACGUCGCAUAUGAUGUCAGUUAGUAUCCGCAAUACUCCCUGCCCGGUGCCGUUGUCCGGUAUACUAAGCGGCCCGUGAUGAUUGUCGAGUAUAUUGUGACCAACAAACCUGUAUAUAUAACUAGAAGGAUUCUCUCAGAACAUUUUCAUUCCAUCAUCAUCAUCAUCAUCAACAGCAGCAACAUUCCACAACUACCAAUAUAAUCAAACAGACUUAACUCAGCCUAACAAUACUCAACUUCACAAUUCCAACGCACUUCCAAACCACCUUAAACAUGUUCACCAACGUUCUGUCUCUGGCCGUCUUUGCCGGUGCCGCCAUGGCAGUCCCUUGCCAGCCUUCGGGCACCACCAGCCCUUCAUACAGCGCAGCAGCAGCCAGCUCGACCGUCAGCGCCUCGGCGAGCGCAUCUGCCACCGCCAUCGCCGCCGGCGACAAGUUCGGCCUGAUGGCUCUGCGCUCCGCCAGCCCGGUCCACUUUGCGCAGUUCGACGCGGCGCUCAGCUCCGUAUUCCUGAACCUGCCUUCGCAGAACGCAACGUGUGACGACGGCACGCAGCCCACAACAGCGGACUACGCGACCUUUACGCUGUCUGAGGACGGUGAGCUCUACCUGUACGCGGCCAGCGCGACGCCGCAGCAGCUGUAUGCCGACCGCUCCGGCAUGGGCCAGGGCAAGUUCGGCUACACGACGGGUGCGCAGCCCGCGCCCCGCAACGGCGAGCGCACCACCUUCGCCAUCGACCAGUACGGCGACCUGACACUGAACGGAUCCGGCUUCAUCGCCUGCCCCAACAGCAUCGACGGUGCCUGGAGCGUCUGGGCCGAUGCCGGUGUCGCUAACCCCGCCGGCAACUCCGACUGCCUCGGCAUCUCUGUCCGCGCCGUCGAGAUCGCUGGUACACCCAACUCUUGUGUCUACACCCAGUAAAGGGCACCAUGGAUGCUAGCAGCGGAGUCAGCAACAUCCUGAUCAGGGAUGAAUAAUGGGACAUCAGAACUUACGAAUGUAUAUAAUGUGUGGAUUUGUAUAUAAAUUCUUUUCACGGCCGUAGAGAAAGAACUAUGUGUUGCUCAACUUACUAGCCAAAAUGGUAGUGAACUCGCUACCGGCAAAAAAUUAAGACUUAAUUAUAACCAACUUCCUGCUUCAUUGAUUGAUGGUGUUGUCGCCCCCGUCUGUCCAUAUCAAGAUAAUCGAUUUUCUAUGCGACUAUGGUUCAUAAUGCUUCGUGCCAUCCCGCAGUAAACGUCGUGCUAUCAUGACGUCGCAAUCUAGUUACCAAGCUCCACGCACGAUCUAGGAUGUCGCGUGGCAGUCUGAUGACACCAUGAACGUUCAAAAGUGACUAUAUAUGUUCAUGAAAGCGGGAAGUCUUCCAUCAAACGUAUGUAAUGCGUUUUGCAGCAUGCUGCU